AGAGAUUUAUGUUUAACCAAGGUCUACAAUCAUAAAAGCAACAAGAGUCUUCCUUUUUGAAGUGGAAUACUGACCGGCUGUACAAGAUGAGUUCAGGAAACAGCACCGACAGUUUCAGCGACUCACCCAUCACACCAACAAGAGUAGGUGGUCCAACCACACCAAGGAGGAUGACAAGACAAUUCAAGAGCAAACCACCCAAGAAAGGAGUCAAAGCAUUCGGAGAUGAUAUUCCAGGAAUGGACGGUCUUGGCACUGACAUCACCGUGGUGUGUCCCUGCUGGGAAGCCUUCAGCCAUCUGGAGCUGCACGAGCUUGCCCAGUAUGGUAUUGCCUGAGGAAGAAGCCAAGUUUCUUGGUGAAGAUGUAUCACUUGCUGUUAAGUGGAUCAGACUCUGUCUCUGGAUCCCACCUGAGGGAUGCUGCAUCUCAGGACACGUGCAUUGCCUUGUACUCUACUGCAAACUGUAGAUGUAUACAGCAAAUGCACAGCCGUGCAGGAGGAAAUAGGUUUGUAAAGCUUUAUAGGGUGUUAUAAAGCUGUUGAAAUAAGAUUUGUAUUUGUGCUAUUUCUAUAUGUCAUUUGCUCAGUAGAUACAUUGACAUUGGAGGACAUUUACAUUUACGCAUUUGGCAGAUGCUUUUAUCCAAAGCGAUUUACAUUGCAUUAUACUAUACAUUUGUCUCUGAGUAUGUGUGAUACAAUUAUGAAUUAGCUGGUGAUCUAAUUUUAUUGCAUUACAGUUUUUCUCAAUCGCUUUAGCUCAUUUCUCGAAUAAGACUUUUUUCUCAAAACAAUAAGUUCGGGUCUCUGAACAGUUAGUUUUUGGUUCACAUCAGACUUGAAUUUCUUAUUGAUUUAGGCAAAUUGCAUAUGUUUUAGUACAUGUUUGCAAAGGUUAUGUACAAUUCUCAACAAUAUGCACAAUAACUAAAAGCUGUUUUUUAUCAAAACUGAUUAGCUGACAAUUUCUUCAAAACUUCUGAACAUUCUUUCAUCGUGUGAACCAUCACAUGCAAAAUGAUGCAUUCAAGUAUCAAAAUCUAUCAGGCAUUCAUGAAUAUUCUGUGAAUAUCUAUGACAUGGAAAGUUUGUAAUGUCUGCUAAAUUUGCAAAUUGUCUGCCAACUGGAAUAAAUCACUAAAUACAAUCACCCAACCAAUAAUUUGGAAGCAUAUAGUAUACUGUAUAUGGAGUUUGCCCACAGCACAUUCACUUGAGUAUUUUGAGAAAGCAUACGACCAGCCACAAAAUCUGAUACCUCUGUUAGAUGCCAUGAACGCUGCUUAUGAGGACAUUACAGUUACAGUUAUCACUGUAUGGGAUGGGUGCACCACUGAAGGAGAUUUUCUCCCCGGUGCAUUGCAAGAAAAAACAUCAGAUGUGAUUUGGAUAAAAAUCUUUGUCCAGACCAACAAGAGCGAUUGGAUGUAGUUUUUCAUGGAUGUCAUUUGUGUAACAUGUAUAAAACAUUUACAGUAAAAAUAAAGAUUUUUUUCAGUUUACAGCAUAUGAAACACAUUUCUACAAAAUAAAUGUACUGGAUAAAUCUUUUUCUGGGUACUACAGUACUGAUUAUUCCCAGCAAAUAUUCACCUACUGCAGCGUUUCUCAAAGUGUGGGGCGGGCCCAACUGUUGGGGAACAAGUGGGGCACGACAAACGGGAGGAAAUUUGGUAAUUUUUGUGCCCAUCUCUAUUAAUUCCUUUAUUUAUUGACCAUACACUCAAAAAAACAACAACGACAAAUUAAAAUGUAAGCCUUACUUAGAACAACAUCAGACAAGACAGACAGUGGACCUAAAGUUUUUUACCCUUUUGUUGGGGCGAUUGGGGACAGGUGGGGCUCCGAACCCUUCCCUACCCCCAAAGCGGGGAAUGGCAGAAAAAGUCUGAGAAACACUGAUCUACUGUAAGUGUAAUUUGUUUGUUAAUUACAGUUAGUGUCAUAAAGUAGAGCAUAAAUGAAAUUUGUAUAUAACAAUAAUAAAAAAAAAGCAUUUCCUUAGCAUGUCCCUUGAUCCUGAUUAAGUGGGCUCUGGCAAAGUACUGUGGCACUCUAAGCAUGUUUAGGAGACGUGUAACAUCUGUAUUGUUUUAAUGUAUUUUUGUAUGUUUUUAGAUGAAUGGAGAUUUGUGUUUGUGUUUUCUUUUUGGUUGUUUUUGUCCAUAUUUUUUGUAUGAUCAUUGGAUGUAAUGUACAGCACUUUGGGCUGCCCUUGUGGCAGCAGAAAUGUGCUAUAUAAGAAAUAAACCUAAACCUACUGUAAGUGUACAUUUUUUGUUAAUUACAGUCAGUGUCAUAAAGUAGAGCAUAAAUGAAAUUUGUAUAUAACAAUAAUUUUCACAUGACUGCCAUUGUGAAUAAGAAUCUAAGCAUUUUGAUUAGUACGACUCACACAAUUACAAAAACACUUUCUAUUCUGGUGGCACUGGCCAAUUGUCUGACAAAAUAACUAGCUUUUGAAGCCAGAAUUAAAUGUUUUGAAUCAGUUAUUACAUUUUGCAGACAUGCAAUAGAGUUAUGAUGUUCCAGCAAACAGUUGUGACCAUUGAACUUACAGUUUAGAGAAUGUUCAGUCUCAUUCGAGAAAUGAGCCAAAGUGAUUGUAUCGCAGUAUUACAGACAAUUUGCCAAUUUAGCAGACAUUA
Molecule: messenger RNA, 2652 nt
Organism: Triplophysa rosa
Lineage: Eukaryota; Metazoa; Chordata; Actinopteri; Cypriniformes; Nemacheilidae
Product: retinal cone rhodopsin-sensitive cGMP 3',5'-cyclic phosphodiesterase subunit gamma
Biological process (GO): positive regulation of G protein-coupled receptor signaling pathway; visual perception; positive regulation of epidermal growth factor receptor signaling pathway
Cellular component (GO): photoreceptor outer segment membrane
Molecular function (GO): cGMP binding; 3',5'-cyclic-nucleotide phosphodiesterase activity
Source: RefSeq, a predicted model, not a curated record